Molecule: messenger RNA, 2176 nt
Organism: Rosa rugosa (rugosa rose)
Lineage: Eukaryota; Viridiplantae; Streptophyta; Magnoliopsida; Rosales; Rosaceae
Product: multicopper oxidase LPR2
Exons: 4
Coding region: 220-1959 (579 amino acids)
Molecular function (GO): copper ion binding; oxidoreductase activity
Source: RefSeq, a predicted model, not a curated record
CUUGCCUUCUUCAUCAGACAAAUAAUACACGGUGAUAUUUGGACAGAACACAUCGAAUCCGGACAAGACCCUACAAGAAAAUGCCCUCAAGCAUUUACUAAAUUUCUUUGAUAUUUUUCAAUACCAUAUAUAUAUCCAGCCCUUUUAAUCAGUUUUCCACUAUAAAGACCACAAAUCAUCACCUAUCAAACAGAGGCACUCAUCUCUCUCACUCUCUGCAUGCAACCAGAGAUGGUUAGUAUGCAGAUAAUUCUGUUGGCUUCAGCUCUUCUGGUUUUUGGGGUGUUUAUGAAUUCUUCAUGGGCAGAAGAAAAGCUUGUAAAUCUGACCAGGUUGCAGAUGUUUGUGGAUGAUCUACCUGACAUGCCCAGAAUCCAAGGCUUUGAGGUUGUCAAUGGCGUUCCAAAACCCAGGUCAUUCAAGAUUGGCAUGUACGAGAAGAAAUGGAAAUUCCACAGAGACCUACCGGCAUCGACGGUGUACGCCUUCGGUACAAGCAAGCGCACAGCAACUGUCCCUGGUCCAACAAUCGAGGCCCUCCAUGGGAUUUCCACCUUCAUUAGGUGGCAAAAUAAUAUCCAUUCAACCAAACACAUCCUCCCUUGGGACCCCACCAUUCCGACAGCCGUAGCUUCCACCAAGAAGGGCAUUCCUACCGUGGUGCACCUACACGGCGCCAUCGGAGAACCCGAGAGUGACGGAAAUGCAAACGCAUGGUUCACCGAGAAAUUCGGAGACCGUGGUCCCACUUGGUCAAAGAAAACAUAUCGCUACAUUAAUCAGCAACAGCCCGGAAACCUAUGGUAUCAUGACCAUGCCAUGGGGUUGACCAGAGUCAACCUCUUGGCCGGUUUGCUGGGGGCCUAUAUCAUCCGGAAUCCGGAUGUUGAGGGUCCGCUCGGACUUCCUCGUGGUGAAUUUGAUCGUACGUUGGUGGUUUUCGACCGUGCAUUUAGCACCGAUGGUUCGAUAUACAUGGAUCCCACAGGAAACAAUCCCUCCAUACACCCACAAUGGCAGCCGGAGUACUUUGGCGACGCGAUUAUUGUAAACGGAAAGGCGUGGCCAAAAUUGACGGUACGACGUCGUAAAUACAGGUUCCGAAUCAUCAACGCCAGCAAUGCAAGAUUCUUUAAAUUCUUCUUCACCAACGGGCUGAGAUUCAUCCACGUGGGAGCUGACUCAGCAUACCUUGGAAAACCUGUUGCCAGCAGGGACAUUUUAGUGGGGCCAUCUGAGAUCACUGACGUGGUAGUUGACUUUUCAGAGUCAAAGACUAACAAUGCUAUCCUAGCCAACGACGCUGCGUAUCCUUACCCCUCCGGCGACCCGGUCAACGAAGCCAAUAGCAAGGUCAUGAAGUUUUGGAUUCUCGGCCACUCAGAGGUUGACACGUCGCGUGUUCCGGAGAAGCUUAUCCACUACCCUGCUCCUGAUUUAUCCAGUGCUUCGCAGACUCGCUACAUCGCCAUGUACGAGUACACUAGCGACAUUGAUGAGCCGACGCAUCUGUAUCUGAAUGCCAAACCCUACGAGGCUCCGGCGACCGAGACCCCCAAAGCGGGGACGACGGAGAUUUGGAACGUGAUCAAUCUGACGGAGGACAAUCACCCGCUGCACAUUCACCUUGGGUUGUUUGUUGUACUGGAUCAGACUGACUUCGAGAAGGUGGAGGAGUUCAAAGAUUGCAUGACUAAGCUAAACGACGCUGUCAAGUGCCAGAUAAGCAAGUAUGCACGUGGCAACAAGACGGAGGUGCCAGCUCACGAGAAGGGGUGGAAGAACGUUUUCAAGAUGAGACCUAGUGCUGUGACAAAAAUUCUGGUCAGAUUUGCUUACAUACAUUCGAAUGCAUCCUAUGAAUUCGACCCGACUGCCGAGCCUGGUUACGUAUACCAUUGCCAUAUCUUAGAUCAUGAAGACAAUGCGAUGAUGAGACCAUUGAAAAUAAUCCGUUGAGAAUUGGACACAGUCAAAUUAUAGGUUUUUGAAUAAUCCAUCAGGAACUCCCACUCCAAGCUAGGUGGUGUUUUUGUCACAGAAGUAUUUUAAUUUACAAUAUGCUUGAUUAGGUUGUCCAAAUAUUAGCAAUAAAACUCUGUUUCUCUGCUACUCUGGCAAGCAAAGAUGUAAUCAUAUAGGUUGCAAAUAGAUAUUUUAAAAAGGGUUUUUCGUA